Molecule: messenger RNA, 1821 nt
Organism: Malurus melanocephalus (red-backed fairy wren)
Lineage: Eukaryota; Metazoa; Chordata; Aves; Passeriformes; Maluridae
Product: copine-4
Exons: 11
Biological process (GO): cellular response to calcium ion
Cellular component (GO): plasma membrane
Molecular function (GO): calcium-dependent phospholipid binding
Source: RefSeq, a predicted model, not a curated record
GAUUUUUUCAGCAAAUCUGAUCCUUUUCUGGAGAUUUUUCGGGUGAAUGAYGAUGCAACCCAACAACUUGUUCACAGGACCGAGGUUGUGAUGAAUAACUUAAAUCCAGCAUGGAAGACUUUUAAAGUGUCUGUAAAUUCUCUGUGCAGUGGAGACCAGGAUCGCAAGCUAAAGUGCAUAGUUUGGGACUGGGAUUCCAAUGGAAAGCAUGACUUCAUUGGAGAAUUUAGCUCGACUUUCAAGGAAAUGCGAGGAGCUAUGGAGGGAAGACAGGUACAAUGGGAAUGCAUUAACCCCAAGUACAAAGCAAAGAAGAAGAAUUACAAGAACUCAGGCAUUGUCAUCCUUAAUCAGUGCAAGAUCCACAAGAUGCAUUCUUUCUUAGAUUAUAUCAUGGGAGGCUGCCAAAUACAGUUUACAGUAGCGAUAGAUUUCACYGCAUCGAACGGCGACCCGAGGAACAGCUGCUCGCUGCACUACAUCCACCCCUACCAGCCCAACGAGUACCUGAAAGCAUUGGUAGCUGUUGGGGAGAUUUGCCAAGACUAUGACAGUGACAAAAUGUUCCCAGCCUUUGGAUUUGGAGCAAGAAUACCCCCAGAAUACAAAGUCUCUCAUGACUUUGCAAUCAAUUUCAAUGAAGACAACCCAGAAUGUGCAGGAAUMCAAGGGGUUGUGGAAGCUUAUCAGAGCUGCCUUCCCAAACUGCAGCUGUACGGACCAACAAACAUUGCUCCCAUCAUCCAGAAAGUGGCAAAAUCUGCAUCAGAGGAGACCAACACCAAGGAGGCCUCGCAAUAUUUCAUCUUGCUGAUCCUGACGGACGGCGUCAUCACAGACAUGGCYGACACCAGAGAGGCCAUCGUCCACGCCUCUCACCUGCCCAUGUCCGUCAUCAUCGUCGGGGUGGGCAACGCUGAUUUUAGUGACAUGCAGAUGCUGGAUGGUGAUGAUGGCAUCCUGAGGUCUCCCAAGGGCGAGCCUGUGCUUCGAGACAUUGUCCAGUUUGUGCCAUUCAGGAACUUCAAACAUGCAUCCCCAGCUGCUCUAGCAAAAAGCGUUUUGGCUGAAGUUCCAAACCAAGUUGUGGACUAUUACAAUGGUAAAGGGAUAAAACCAAAAUGUAUGUCAGAGUACGAGUCUUCCAGGACACUAGCUCCAUGAACCUGCCUGCACUCUUUUACAAGAUCUAAAAAAAGAAAAAUGCUACUGUCUACAACUACUGUAUUUACAAAAUGAAACAAAAAAAUAGCACGUUUUGGUGAUUUUUAACUAAAAUAACCUCUUUUUUUUUUUUGCAUGUGUAGCCUAAAGGCUUAAAUCUGUUAAGSAGUUGUAUUGUUGAAAACUUUUUAUGAGGGAAAAAAAUCCAUUAAAAAAAAAGUGAACUCUUUACAUUACAGCAUGUUGCCUUGAAAUAAAAAGUUAUCUGUAUCUGGUUUUUAUACAGGUUUGUUGAAAUUUUGCUAAAUUUCUUAUAUUUACACUGUAAAGCAUUUUGAAAUAUUUAUGGAGAGUCGAUAGCCAAAAUGUCUUUGGUUUAAUCUGCUAUGAACUGAGAGAUUUUUCAAAAUGGCAGAUGCAUGAACUGUAUUUUGCAUGUUUAAAAUAAAAACAACACAGUUUUGCAGUUGUCUUUAUUUCUCUCUCUGCCACAAGGCUGCCUGCUUUCAACUUCCAUAUUCCAAGGAAAGGGUAAUAAAGUGAUCCAAGAGAUACCUGACAUGAAGCAUGGGCAUUUCUAAUGUUAGCACCUUAUAACAUGGGCACCCAAACAAGCUCACUCAGUCUGUGGCCUGAGCAGCAAUUUUUCAAAAGCCU